Molecule: messenger RNA, 2381 nt
Organism: Anguilla anguilla (European eel)
Lineage: Eukaryota; Metazoa; Chordata; Actinopteri; Anguilliformes; Anguillidae
Product: zinc finger protein 316-like
Exons: 8
Coding region: 217-2349 (710 amino acids)
Biological process (GO): regulation of transcription by RNA polymerase II
Cellular component (GO): nucleus
Molecular function (GO): DNA-binding transcription factor activity; RNA polymerase II cis-regulatory region sequence-specific DNA binding
Source: RefSeq, a predicted model, not a curated record
UUCUAACCGGAACCGGAGCAGCGAAGCUGCUAUUUCAAUUGUCAAGUGAUGUCGGUGAGCUUGCAAACUCGACUGCGAACCAGAAAAAGAACGAAUAGACUGCUACACAGUCUAGUUCAGUAGGUUCAGUACUCGACAUAGCUAACUAUCAACAUUUAAAGAUUUGCCCUGAUUUAAAAAAAAAAAAAAUAGAAGGCGUGAAAGACGAGGUAAAAAAUGUCGAACGAAAUACUGUUCCGUACCCAGCUUGCUUCCAUAAUGGAGGUGCUGGCGAACGCGGCCGUGGAGGAAAUAUGCAAACUCGUGGACGAUGGAUACGCGGUUGUGCAUCUGCAAAUGUCGGAGUACCAAAAAGAGAACGAGGCUCUGAAGGUGGCUCUCCACCUUAUGGAGCUGAAGGCAGCGCGGAGUUGCGCAGAGAGAGCGAGGGCGCCAGAGAACCACCUGGAUCCGUAUUCGGACGGAGCUCUGACGUUGCGGGACAAGCCGAGAGGAACAUCCAAGGAGGGUCCUACUGUUGCCGGAAACAGGGUGCUUGGAAAUCCUGGAGACGUUUGUCCGCAGGGUUUUCACCCGGCUGUGGAGGAGGGCAACCCAGUCACGACUUUCAGCUUGAAGCAGGUCGAGCCUGCGGGAGCAGAUAAUGACAGGAACACAUGCAUUCUAAUCAAGGAAGAAAUCCCAGAGGGAAGCAGCAAUGCCCACGCAGACAUGAAGAUCCCCGUGCAGGGAGCACUGGAUUCGGGCGCUGGGGAGGAGGACGGGGUCCCUGCGCUGGGACUCGGGGUGUCGGCUGCAGAGUGCCCGCAGGAGCACCGGGCGGGGCGCGGGACCGCCGUUUGGGAGUGUGCAGACGUGGAGGAGGGAAGGACUGAAGCACUUCUGAUAAAGGAGGAGAGAUCGGAAGAGGACAGAGACCCACAGAGAGAGAUUAACUCCAGGGAGGAGAGGCUUGUGGAACCGAGUCUCGAUGAUGGGAAACUGGCAGCUGCUCUCGGCAACCGGAGUCCGCCUUCCAAAGGCAGGGAAGAGGAAAGUGACCAGCAGAGGACCAGACGCCAUGUUUGGGAGCCCACGGCCGUGGAGGAGGAGGAGGGGUGCGAACCGCUUCCUGUGAAGGAGGAGAGACUCGGAGAGGAGGGUUCCAGCAGCGAGGCGCGGGGGGGUGCCAGGAGCUGUGGAGAGCGAGCUGUAGAGCGGGGUGGCGCCACUGUCGGGGGAAGAGUUCCCGCCCUGAACACGCAGACUGCUCCAGUGCGCCCCCUGGAGGAGCUCGCUGAGCACAGCGCCCCGAGCGGCCUUUGGGAGCUCCAGGGGUUCAGGACCGGGGGCAUGCAGAAGGCCCGGAAAGGGCGAUCUGGCCUGGGGCUCCGACACGGCGGCGCUGACCUCAGGCCUGGAGGACGGAGCAGCCUGGACUCCGAGUUUGUCCUGUACGAAAGGCCAGGCCAGCUGGGGUCCUACUGUACACAAGGGGGCGCCGUGGCGGAGACAGAGGACCCGUGUUGCUCUUACUCUGCAGAAUCGGACCCGGAGAGCCUGACCUUUCGCUCGGAGCUGCAGCGGGGUCCUCCGGUGGACGGUGGCUCUGGGAGCAGCCUGCCCUCGCUGGGCUAUCUGGACUGGAAGCCUGAGGCUGCGGUGGUGGAGACGGUUAAAAUGGAGGCCGAGGCCCGUUCCGUGUGGAACAGGCCGGUCGUGUCACGCGCUGGUCACACGCACCCCAAAAACUACGACGACGAUGACGACGACGGGGACGAAGAGAACAUUCACGCGGAAAACAUCGCCGACGUCUGCCCCCCGUUCUCUCGGAUGAGGGCGGGAGUGGGCGGAGUCAGGGACGAGCCCAGCGCCGGCGCAGCGGACUUGAACGGGUGCGGCCUCCUGCGGAAGAGCUUCGGCGCUUCCGUAGGCCUCGGGACGGAGCGCAGGUUCGAGGCGGGCGGCGGGGGGGUGUACCGUGACUCCGGGGAGGCGGGGGGGCUCAGCGGACCCCUGCAGAUGGGAGAGAGACAGUUCAGCUGCACGCAGUGCGGCAAGCUGUUCGCCCACCCCGGCCGGCUGAAGGUGCACCAGCGGGUCCACACCGGGGAGAAACCGUUCAGCUGCGCACAGUGCGGCAAGCGCUUCGCUCAGUCCAGCCACAUCAAACGCCACCAGAGAGUCCACACUGGGGAGAAACCCUUCAGCUGCACCCAGUGUGGAAAGAGCUUUUCUCACCUUUGCAAUCUCAAAACGCAUCAGACCGUGCACACGGGGGAGAGACCAUACAGUUGCACACAGUGCGGAAAGAAUUUCUCCUCCUUGGGAAAUCUCAUAAGACACCAGAGUGUUCAUAUUGGGAAAUGAUCUUAGUGAUACAUUUACAUAUGCUUUGAUUU